AUGCCAGCCGGCGCCCUUGGUUGGCUGAGUGGCUUGCUGGCUGGUGCUUGCUUUUUGCUCCAUGAGUUCGAGCGAAGGACGGAGUGCGGAAUUAAAUGGGUCUGGGUCGGGACGGGCGAACAAAACAGACGAGUUGGUCCUUUUGGCAUUUUUGAGACGAUCGAGGACCUUCCUGAGCCCUAUGAUGGAGGGUUCGACAGCCGCUUUGCUUCUGUAUCAACCCCUGAAAGACAAUGCGCCCUUUGGAUAUCGAAACCUCCUGCCUUCCUCUGCCAGCUUGUCGCGUUUCUCAACCAGCGUCGAGAAGACGAAGAAAAUGCCAGAGAAAGACCCGGGAUUCUGUUCCUUUAG
Nannizzia gypsea CBS 118893 is the source of this 351-nucleotide messenger RNA. RefSeq lists its product as hypothetical. NCBI's taxonomy places the organism in Eukaryota, Fungi, Ascomycota, Eurotiomycetes, Onygenales, Arthrodermataceae. The record is from RefSeq and is a predicted model, not a curated record. The transcript has 3 exons. Bases 1 to 351 code for a protein of 116 amino acids.